This is a messenger RNA of Cylicocyclus nassatus, 1032 nucleotides long. Lineage: Eukaryota; Metazoa; Nematoda; Chromadorea; Rhabditida; Strongylidae. The record is from the annotation of a GenBank genome assembly.
AUGUCUAAAAACAAUUUUACUCGCACGAAUGUUGACGUGCGUUCUCUCGAAGUAUCUGCACCAAAACGCAGUUCUUUUGACCUUACCAAAAACGAUGCUUUUUCGUUGCGAUUUGGUAAACUUAUUCCUUUACGUUGUGAGAAACUUAUUCCGGGCGAUACCUUAAAAGGUUCGUUGAAGCCAAAAUUGCAGCUUGAAAAAUUUGCUACUCCUGCUGCUGGUCGAAUGCGUUUGGAUUCUCACUCGUUUGUGGUAUCUUCUCGACGGAUUAACAAUCAAUAUCGUCAAUGGCAAGAGUCUAUUUUGCACGGUGGUGCUUCUCAGACGUUGCCAUCUUUUAAUGUGUUUGCUUUGUUGCAAGAGUGGCUUGAUGGUAUUUCUGUCGGUGUGUUUGAUGGUGAUUCUGUUUCAUCAUUUAAGCAACUUCUUUAUUUGGUUUCAAUUUCUCAUACUUAUCAGCAUAGUUAUAAAAAUUUUGUGUUGAAAGUUGUUCAAGUUAUUGCUUCCGAAUUAGACCGUGAUGGUGUUUUGGAUUUCAAAACUCACGGAAAUCACGAUGAUUUUAUUGCUGAGUAUUUGGAAUAUCUUAAAGAUUGGGUGAAAUUAAACUCUCCUGAUUCUGGUGGUCUUUAUCCUAAUCCUAAUUUGUCAUUUGCUGAUGCUGUUUAUGCUUUGUGUAAACCUUUAUUUGGUGAAGAAUCUACUCUGGAUAAUUUAGGUUAUCCUAUUUUGUCAUAUUAUAGUGAGGUUCUUGAUUAUUUUCGUACUUUGUGCGACCAUAAUUUAUGGACUUUAAAGGUUGAACGUGUUGCUGAAGCUAUUGCUGAAGCUCGUCAAGUGCAAGUUGAUGACGAAUUGCGUGUUGAAGUGUUUGCUAAUGCUUUUUAUAAGUAUUCGGGUUUAAUUAUGAACACUGACCCUGCUGAUACAGAUGCAGUGAUUGAUGGUGAAAAUUCUUAUGUUGUUAUAGUUCAGUCUUCUGAAUCUAUUCCUGAUGUUGACGAAAUGCCACUUCGUGCGGUGUACUCUGUU